Talaromyces amestolkiae is the source of this 1506-nucleotide messenger RNA. RefSeq lists its product as uncharacterized. Gene Ontology annotation, biological process: transmembrane transport. The coding region runs from base 1 to 1506 and encodes 501 amino acids. Gene Ontology annotation, molecular function: transmembrane transporter activity. The transcript is spliced from 6 exons. Lineage: Eukaryota; Fungi; Ascomycota; Eurotiomycetes; Eurotiales; Trichocomaceae. The record is from RefSeq and is a predicted model, not a curated record. Gene Ontology annotation, cellular component: membrane.
AUGGCGACCGGUGAGGAAAAUAACUACAUAGAAGAAGCGCCGGCUCCUCAUCCCGAAGUUGAAAAACCGAAUGACGCGCAAGUUGAGCGCGAUGCAGAAUUGGCGCCUAUCACGGCUGGGAUUGACCCGGUUAUCGAAAAGCGUGUUCUCAGAAAACUUGAUCGUCGGCUUCCGGUGAUUACUGGGUUUAUGUUUUUGCUCUCGUAUUUGGAUCGGAGUAACAUCGGAAAUGCCGAAAUUGCGGGAAUGAAGACAGACCUAGGCCUGGACAGCGGAAAAUACGCCUGGCUUUUGACUAUCUUCUACAUCUCUUACACUCUAUUCGAGUUUCAAGCUCUGAUGUGGAAAGUCCUUCGGCCGCAUCAAUGGGCUGCAUUUAUCAUGUUUGCAUGGGGCGCAAUCGCAACUUGUCAAGCCGCAGCCCAAAGCUGGCGCGGAAUGAUGGCCCUCCGCUUCCUCCUGGGCGCCGCAGAAGCUGGUUUUGGUCCCGGUGUCCCAUACUUACUAUCUUUCUUCUACAGUCGUCGUGAGCUUGGUCUUCGAUGCGGUAUAUUCUUGUCUGCAGCUCCUCUCGCAGCAACUUUUGCUGGCGCUCUAGCAUACGGCAUCACAUCCGGACAUCCGCAUAUCGCGAACUGGCGACUUUUGUUUCUCGUGGAAGGUCUCCCUAGUUUGGCGUUUGUACCGUUUGCGUAUUUCUUCCUGCCUGAUUCACCGGGAGAAGCUAAAUUUUUGACCGAGGAAGAGAGGGAGGUUGCGAAGGCGAGGAGUUUGAGGAGAAGUGGAGAGGAGAUUGCGUCGCACAAGAUUGAUUGGAAGGAUAUUGGGCAGACGUUGCUUGACCCCAAGCCUUGGUUUACUGCUUUCAUGUAUUUCAGCUGCAACGUCAGCUACUCCUCUCUCCCCGUCUUCCUGCCCACAAUCCUGGAAGACAUGGGCUUCACAGCCGUGAACGCUCAGGGACUCGAAGCACCGCCCUUCUUCCUCUCGUUUCUGGUUACCAUAUUCUCAACUUGGGUUGCCGAUAAACUCGAGCAAAGAGGUCUCGUUAUUGCAGUCUUGUCGACUGUUGGUGCGGUGGGAUACGUCAUUAUUGCUGCUGCGGAACCCGUGGGUGUCCGAUACUUUGGCGUAUUUCUUGCUGCUAGUGGCGUCUUUCCUGCUAUUGGUAACAUUUUAUCUUGGGUUUUGAAUAACCAAGGCUCCGAUACCCGCCGCGGCAUGGCAAUGGUCAUGCUCAACUUCAUCGGCCAAUGCGGCCCUUUUCUCGGCACAAACUCCUUUCCUUCGAAGGACUCUCCCCGAUAUGCACGUGGACUAUGGAUCUGUGCCGCAUUCAUGUUCUUCAACCUGUUCCUCUGCCUGGGAUUGAGGACGUUGUUGGUAUUUGAGAACAAAAAGUUGGACAGACUGUAUGGCACGAAAAAGGAGAGGCAGGCGCAGCAGAAGAGUGGCUUUGUGACGGCGGAGGAGAAUUAUGGAGAGAAUUUCAGAUAUAUGCUUUAG